AUUUUCUUAGCAAAUUCUUUAAAAUAUGAAUAUUUUCCAACGUAACUCAUUAUAUUUUAUAGCUAAAUCGGGAAUCAAUAAAGUUCCGUUUUUACGAUGUUUAAGCAGCAAAGAGUGUAGUGGAAAUGGUAAGCAAGUUAAGAAACUGAGUUUGAAAAAUGUCGAUGUAACUGGAAGAAAAGUUUUUAUGAGGGUUGAUUUUAACGUUCCGAUGAAAGAUGGUAAAAUAACAAACAACCAGCGUAUUGUUGCUGCCCUUCCAAGCAUUAAAUAUGUUUUGGAUAAAAAGUGCAAGUCUUUGGUUUUGGCUUCCCACUUAGGGCGUCCUGAUGGCAAAAAAAACAAGAAGUUCAGCUUGGAGCCAGUGGCCAAGGAGCUGGAGAAGGUGUUGGAAAAGCCGGUUUGCUUUCUAGACGACUGCGUCGGUGAUCAGACCCUGGAAGCUCUGAAAGAUCCAUCCGAAGGCAGCGUUAUGCUGAUAGAGAACCUUCGAUUCUACGCCGAGGAGACGGGCAGCAGCAAGGACGAGAGCAAGAAGAAGGUCAAGGCCGAUCCCCAGAAGGUGAAGGAGUUCCGAUCCAAGUUGGCGCAGCUGGGCGAGAUCUAUGUGAAUGAUGCCUUUGGAACCGCCCAUCGAGCUCAUAGUUCAAUGAUGGAAGGUUACAAAGUGCGUGCUGCCGGAUUCCUUUUGGACAAGGAACUGGAGUACUUUGCUAAGGUGCUCCACGAUCCUGCAAAACCCUUUUUGGCCAUUUUGGGUGGAGCAAAGAUAGCUGAUAAAAUUCCCUUGAUUACCAAUCUCUUAAAUAGCGUAUCCGUUAUGAUCAUAUCCGGUGGGAUGGCAUUCACCUUCCUUAAAGUCCUCUACAAUAUGGAGAUUGGAAAGUCCCUCUUCGACGAGAAAGGAUCCAAAAUGGUAGACGAUAUAGUCUGCAAGGCGAAGGAGAGGAAUGUAAAUAUACUUUUUCCGGUUGAUUUUGUAAUUGCAAACAAGAUAGAUCAGAAGCCGGAUAAAAUUGAUCGAGUUGAUGGCAAGCAGGGCAUCCCAAAGGAAAUGAUGGGUCUAGAUCAUGGCGAGAUGUCUAGCGCGGUGUUUUCGGGCGCCAUUUGUGCAUCCAAGACCAUAGUGUGGAAUGGACCGCCGGGAUUAUUUGAAAACGAGUUGUUUUCCCAAGGCACCAAGUCCAUGUUGGAAGCUGUCAUCGGAGCCACAAAGAGAGGCGCUACCACGAUUGUGGGCGGAGGCGAUACUGCCACGGCUUGUAUGAAGUUUGGAGGAGCAGACAAAGUCUCACAUGUGUCCACCGGAGGAGGGGCUUCUUUGGAGUUGCUGGAGGGAAAGGUCCUGCCUGGAGUGGCUGCUCUUUCUGAUGCCUAAAUUUUAAACCUAUGGAGAAGUCCAAAGGCUCAUUCAAAAUACAAAGUUAUGUUUUAUUUUGGAAUAACAUUAGUUGGUUAAAACUUGAUAAAAGAGCGGAUUUCGGCCAAAACA
Molecule: messenger RNA, 1492 nt
Organism: Drosophila eugracilis
Lineage: Eukaryota; Metazoa; Arthropoda; Insecta; Diptera; Drosophilidae
Product: phosphoglycerate kinase
Biological process (GO): glycolytic process; gluconeogenesis
Cellular component (GO): cytosol
Molecular function (GO): ADP binding; ATP binding; phosphoglycerate kinase activity
Source: RefSeq, a predicted model, not a curated record